This is a messenger RNA of Brassica napus (rape), 875 nucleotides long. RefSeq names its product E3 ubiquitin-protein ligase RHA2B. The coding region runs from base 137 to 592 and encodes 151 amino acids. NCBI's taxonomy places the organism in Eukaryota, Viridiplantae, Streptophyta, Magnoliopsida, Brassicales, Brassicaceae. The transcript has a single exon. Gene Ontology annotation, biological process: protein ubiquitination. The record is from RefSeq and is a predicted model, not a curated record. Gene Ontology annotation, molecular function: ubiquitin protein ligase activity.
UUCAUUCCUCUCUCUCAUCUUCUUGCAUAUAUAAAGAGAAGAUGAGAUUGGAGAAAAAUAAAAUAGCAAAUCCCUAAAACUGAAUCGGAUUGAGCAACAGCAGCACACACACACUCACGUCUUGUAGAAGAAGAAGAUGGGGUUACAAGGUCAACUCUCCGACGUCUCCUCCGAUUCAAUCCCUCUGAUGCUCGUCGCUCUCCUCGCUACUCUCUUCAAACACGUCCGCUCUUUCUUCCUCCGCUUCUCCGCCUCUAAUCCUCAUCUCUCCGUUGUCGACGAAGCUGCUGCUUCUGCCUCCGUUACUUCAGGACUCGCGAACUUAGCCGUACUCGCAGACCAGCUCAAACUCAACAGACUAUUCUCGUACAGCUACGUUGAUAACGCCGCCUCGGACUGCAUCGUGUGUUUGUCUACGCUAAAGACCGGAGAAGAAGUGAGGAAGCUGGAUUGCAGACACGUGUUCCAUAAACACUGUUUGGAAGGUUGGUUACAACAUCUUAAUUUUAACUGCCCGCUUUGUAGAUCUACGUUGCUUGCCCAUGGCCAUGGAGAAGGUGGACCGAGCUCUCAAGCCACUGCUUCUCAUUGAGUUUCUUUUUUUUUAUGAUAAAAAAAAAAGGAAAGAGAGAAGAAGAGUUUGGGCGUUUUUGAUCUCGUUGCUUUCUCCUCUUUUCUUUUGGGUGUGAUUUUUCGAAAUUCACUUCUUUAUAUAUAUGUUUUCGUUUCUUUUUUUAGGAAUCUCUAAUCCUUUUUUGUUUUUCAAAUUUUCGGACAGUGUGUGUUGAUGUAAAUCUUUAGUAUGAGAAGUGUUGUUAGUCUUUUGCGUUAAGAUUUGUGUCUUGUUAAGAUUUAGGAAAAUUAAAAGCUUUGCA